This is a messenger RNA of Ctenocephalides felis (cat flea), 3711 nucleotides long. RefSeq names its product myosin heavy chain 95F-like. Lineage: Eukaryota; Metazoa; Arthropoda; Insecta; Siphonaptera; Pulicidae. Gene Ontology annotation, biological process: vesicle transport along actin filament; actin filament organization; endocytosis. The transcript has 20 exons. Gene Ontology annotation, molecular function: microfilament motor activity; ATP binding; actin filament binding. Bases 1 to 3711 code for a protein of 1236 amino acids. The record is from RefSeq and is a predicted model, not a curated record. Gene Ontology annotation, cellular component: actin cytoskeleton; endocytic vesicle; cytoplasm.
AUGCUGGACCGACAGCUGGUUUGGGCACGUGACCCGGAACACGGGUUCGUGCUCGGACAAAUCAGCGAAAUUUUGGCCCAAGGGGCCGAAAUCAAACCCACAGACAGCAGACUGCAGAAACGAGUUGUGCCUUUUGAGGACACCUAUCCUGCUCAGGAUAAACAGGAGGAUGUCGAUGAUAAUUGUGAGUUGAUGUUCCUAAAUGAGGCUACACUUUUACAAAAUAUAAAACAACGAUAUGGAAAAGAUAAAAUAUACACAUACGUAGCAAAUAUAUUGAUUGCAGUCAAUCCCUAUAAAGAAAUUAAAAAUUUAUACUCCUCCGAAACUAUAAGAAGUUAUCAAGGAAAAUCUUUAGGGAAAAUGCCACCGCAUGUUUUUGCUAUCGCCGAUAAAGCAUUCCGAGACAUGCAAGUAUUGAAGCAAUCACAAUCAAUUAUUGUAUCUGGAGAAUCUGGUGCUGGCAAAACUGAGUCUACAAAAUAUCUUUUGAGAUAUUUAUGUGAUUUGUGGGCAAAAGCGGCUGGACCUAUAGAGCAAAAAAUAUUGGACGCCAACCCGAUUCUCGAAGCUUUCGGAAACGCCAAGACAACCCGCAACAAUAACAGUUCGAGAUUUGGUAAAUUUAUAGAAGUCCAUUUUGAUGCCAAAUGCCAAGUCGUAGGCGGUCACAUUUCUCAUUAUCUUCUGGAAAAAUCGAGGAUUUGUGUCCAGAGUCCGGAAGAAAGAAAUUACCAUGUAUUUUAUAUGCUUUGUGCAGGUGCUCCUAAAGAACUGAGGCAGAAACUCAAAUUGACUAAACCUGAUGAUUAUAGAUAUUUGAAAGGUGGAUGUACACAAUAUUUCACAAAUGCAACUACUGAAAAACAUUUGACACCUGAACAGAAGAGCAAGGCUAUGAUUGCUAAUGGUGGUUUACGAGAUCCUCUCUUGGAUGAUGUUAAAGAUUUUCAAUUGUUAGAUCAGGCUCUCAAGCGAAUCGGUCUAUCAGACGCCGAAUGUUUCGAAAUUUAUGCCCUGGUGGCAGCGGUUCUGCAUUUGGGCAAUGUUUGUUUUGAAGAGACUCCUGAAGACACCAGAGGCGGAUGUAGGGUUGCCACAUCUUCAGAAACAUCUUUAACCAUGGCUUCAGCACUUAUUGGAGUUGAUGCCUUUGAAAUGAGACAGGCUCUGGUGUCCAGAGUUAUGCAGAGUAGUCGAGGAGGUGUUAAGGGCACUGUUAUAAUGGUGCCUCUGAAAAUAAAUGAAGCCAGCAAUGCAAGAGAUGCCUUGGCAAAAGCUCUGUACAGCAAUUUAUUUGACCACAUAGUAAACAGAAUAAAUCAAAGUAUUCCUUUCAAAGCUUCUUGCUACUAUAUUGGUGUAUUGGAUAUUGCUGGAUUCGAGUACUUCACCGUUAACAGCUUUGAGCAGUUUUGCAUAAAUUACUGCAACGAAAAGUUGCAACAGUUCUUCAACGAUAGGAUUUUGAAAUCCGAACAAGUUUUGUACAAGAAAGAGGGUUUGAAUGUUCCGGAGAUUAAGUUUACUGAUAAUCAAGAUUGCAUUGAUCUUAUUGAGAGCAAGAAUGGCGGCUUAUUCAACCUGCUAGAUGAGGAAUCAAAAUUGCCAAAAUCAAAUUCGGCGCAUUUUACCGAAAGUAUUUUUGCACGUUGGCCGUCGCAUUUCCGACUGUGCAAACCUCGGACAUCCCGUCUUAAGGCGCACAGAGAAAUCAGGGAUGACGAGGGAUUUUUGAUCAGACAUUUUGCUGGAGCUGUAUGCUAUACUACGAAACAAUUUAUAGAAAAGAACAACGAUGCUCUCCAUGGAUCUUUAGAAGGUCUGGUACAAGAAUGCAGUAAUCCUUUGCUGAAAAGGAUAUUCCGUACAUCAAAUGCUACAACGAAAGGAAAACUUACUUUCAUCAGCGUUGGAUCCAAGUUUAAAACACAACUUAGCGAACUUAUGGAGAAACUAAAUAGUAAUGGUACAAAUUUCAUAAGAUGCAUAAAGCCGAAUAACAAAAUGAACGACCAUGAAUUUGUGGGCAGUCUGAUAUUAACCCAACUAAAAUGCUCAGGAAUGACCAGUGUCUUAGAAUUGAUGGAACACGGAUAUCCAUCGAGAUGCCAGUUUGAAGAUUUAUACAAAAUGUAUGAAAAAUAUUUGCCACCUGAAUUGAAAAAGUUGCACCCGAAAACAUUCUGCGAGGCAAUGCUGCAUAGUUUAAAUUUGUACGACAAAGACUACAAAUUCGGCAUAACACGCGUUUUCUUCCGACCUGGUAAAUUUGCUGAAUUCGAUCGUAUCAUGAAAUCUGAUUCCAGCAAUUUGCAAGAAGUCAUCAAGAAGGUACAAAAGUGGUUGGUACGGUCCAGAUGGUUGAAGGCUAUUUUCUGCGCUUAUGCUGUCAUUAAAAUGAAAAACCGAAUGAAUUAUCGAAGCAAGUGUCUUGUAAAGGUGCAGAAGACAGUACGUGGUCACCUGGUUAGAAAACAGCACCAGCCUCGAAUACAAGGUAUCAAGAGAAUUAAAGCACUACAUUCGCGUUUGUUUGAAAUGAAGAAAGUCAUCAGCCAACUUAAGAAAGACAAGCCAUCCAGAGAAGAUGAUGUUCAAAAAUUACAAACCAGUAUUGAUACAGCUAUAAGAACUAUUAAGGGUGAUUCCAGUAUAAAACCAUCCACAGUAGAUGACAUGUAUAAUAAGUUAAAAACAACAGUGGAUCAAGUAAUGGGUCUGCUCCAAAAGCAAAUGGUGGAGCAACGUAAUGCUGAGGAGCAGGAACGUUUACGCAAGAUACAAAUGGAAAUUGAAGCAGAAAAUAGACGUAAGGAGGAAGAGCUCAAAAAGCAGAAGCAGGAAGAAGAAAAUAGGAAAAAAAAAGCAGAAAUCGAAGCUAGACGAAAACAGGAGGAAAUCGAGCGCAAGAAACAAGAAGCUGCUGAUAGAAAGGCUGCCGAGGCUUUACAGGCUAUGUUAGAGAAAGAAGCCGUAGAAGACAGACAAUACAAUGAGCAAUUAGAACAAGAACGCCGAGACCACGAAUUAGCAGUCCGACUCGCCCAAGAAUCCAAUGGCCAAGUUGAUGACUCGCCACCAUUAGCCAGAAGAUCGGAGCAAGUUCGUGCCCAACAAGCACUGCAGGCCAAACAGAAGUACGAUUUGUCUAAAUGGAAAUACUCUGAAUUGCGGGAUACUAUCAAUACCUCAUGUGAUAUUGAGUUGUUAGAAGCUUGUAAGCACGAGUUCCACCGUCGCCUAAAAGUCUACCACGCCUGGAAGGCAAAAAAUCGCAAACGCAGCACCAUGGACGAAAACGAGAGGGCUCCUCGUUCGAUAAUGGACGCUGCCAAAACUCCACCGAGGGUUGUCAACAGACCACAAGAAAAUGGUGUCGCCAACGGUGUGACUACUCAUAGGUACUUUAGAAUUCCCUUCAUGAGACCAGGACAGGCCAAGAAUGGACAAAAUGACGGGAAACGCGGUUGGUGGUACGCCCAUUUCGAUGGGCAGUAUGUGGCCAGGCAGAUGGAGAUACAUCCUGAGAAGACUCCUAUACUUUUAUCGGCAGGGACGGAUGAUAUGCAAAUGUGUGAAUUAAGUUUAGAAGAAACAGGAUUAACAAGAAAACGAGGUGCAGAAAUUUUGGAACACGAAUUCAAUCGUGAAUGGGAACGCAACGGCGGUAAACCGUAUCAGUGUGCAAGCAGCCGACUAAAAAGAUGA